This is a messenger RNA of Ylistrum balloti, 4937 nucleotides long. RefSeq lists its product as uncharacterized. The coding region runs from base 534 to 1832 and encodes 432 amino acids. Lineage: Eukaryota; Metazoa; Mollusca; Bivalvia; Pectinida; Pectinidae. The transcript is spliced from 5 exons. The record is from RefSeq and is a predicted model, not a curated record.
AAAGUCACUCUCUGUGUUUAUUGCACGUGUUGCGAGCGGCCGCGUACAUGUUACACGAGAACACGGCUCUAUAACGUACAUCCUGGAUGAAGACUUACAGAAAUGUUCAAAGGGGAAAAAACUGCCGCGAAUGAAUAUCAAGUGCUCUCGUAUAUAAUGAUGUAUUUUCAGCCUCAACAGUGAAAUGGAACUUUAUGGGUGUUUCAUAAUCGGAUAUAUUUCAAAUUAUCAGUGGAGUAUUUGUGUGUUGUACCGUCGGUAUCAAAGUGAUUCACUUCUGCCGAGAUUUCAGAGUUUGUGGAAUGGAUUACACAUCACAUAACUGGUCUUAAGUACCGUGGCGUUAAAGUUUGGACCUACAGGGAGGGUACACCUCUCCUGGUCGGCCGGACUGUCCUAGAGGGAGGGUGAACAGAAUUAUAUAGAAGAUGAGAAGCCCGUGUCAAAGGUGUAUUGCCUUUGAGCGUUGUGUUUAGUAAUUUGUUACAUUCUUGUCACUACGUGACCGAUACAAUCAGCCCCGUCGCUCGGUGAUGGAUGCCGCCCCGUAUGAUAAUGUGGAAUUCCCCAUCAGGAGGCCCCUUGGGACCCCCGCCACGUGGCCAGGUUCCGAUCAUGUCAUCAUGUCCAUUAAAUCUCCCAGCCCUAAGACAGCUAAACCUAAAACGGAGUCUAAAUUGUCACCUGUCCUGGAGGGGGACGGAAAUGAGUUUAUUGAGGAGCAAGCAGAACUCCCGUCAGUUCAGGAACAACGACAGGUGGCGCAAGUGUCCAAUCAGCGCGACAAAAAGGAAACGGAAAUCACCGUAAACAAAGGUGUAACACUUGUCAACUCCAAUCAGACGAAUCGUCCGCCUUCUACACUGAAGACCACCAGUUCCUCGUCUGCCAGCACCUCUGAGACACAUACAUUAGUACCUUUCGGUGCUAAAACGACGAUAUCGACAACGACGAAGCCGACGACACCUUCUUCGGUAAUUCCGCCCACAACAAUGGACAGCAACGGUAAGAUUGGGUUUGUGAUUAUUGAUGAACCUCGGCCCUUCAAUCAGGACUUCUCACGUCUAGACCUGAAUCCUUCCUCUCAGCUGGUAUUAGAACAGGCGUAUACCAAACAGCGGAAGUUCUACAAGCUGAACGACUGUCUCCUCGCUCAGGGGGAAGACAUGCGUCAAGAUGUGUGGCAAGCUAAAGGUCGUCCCGGGGAGCUACUUACCUACGAACAGCUCUUACAAGGGAUGUUGGAGGAGGGAGAAGUGUUGGUCCUUGGAGGGGCGUGGCUCUACUUCACUCAUCUUGACUUCCUGGACAAGGAGUGCAAGACCAAGGUCAAGCCGUCCAUAGGCAAGGGCCGGAUAUGUCUAACAGACCGGAAACUACUCAUUUUAUCAGCGGAAGCUAAUGAAGACGCUACGUUGUCGGAGUUCGGAGAGGGGAGUCCAGCGUCACAUAGCGGUUACAAGCUAGAACUCUCAAAGUACAACAGUACAUUCUACCAGAACGUGCCGCUCGGCUGUUUCCUCGGCGUGGAACUAGUAGCCAGCGUCGGAAGCUCCCUGGAGAGUCGCCUGACGGAACAGAAUCCACUGUGUUGCGGGCUUUGUUCGUGUCUAGGCGUAAGUUGUUUACAGAUUGACCGGUGCUCUACGACAUGGAGGUCAUCACGACCAAUGCCAGUUCCGGUCAACAUCCGAACCAUCCGGAUGGGAAUAAGCAUGCCACCCUGGCAUACAGAAACUAACGUGAUUGUGUAUAUUCACCCAGAAAUGCCACUAACAGCUGCCAGGGACUUUGUGGCACAAAUUCACCAUCACGCGCCUUUGUUACAUUAACAAAGGUCAAGGCCAUCACUGUAUAUAAUGGUAGACAAAAAUUACAUUUAGAUGAUCACAUGCGAAUGAAAAUACGUUUUUAAAUUAACGGCGUCCUACGAAAUAGUGUUGUAUCGGGUGCCAGGGCAUGUUUCAAAUUGACAGCUUGUAUGAAGAAAGGCCCUUUGGUGGUUUCUCCUCAAGAGACUCCUGGGGUACAUACGCUCCUCCCACUAGGAGGACGUCUCCUUUAUCAUAUGAAUGAUUGAAACUUCACGUAUGGAAUGCAGAUGGUAGUUGAAGCAGGCCGGACUAUAUUGAAAUAUAUACUGUGACAUUAAUUGUUACUAUAAAACCAGCUAUUUAUAUAAAAUAGCCAUUUCUUGAUACUAUUAUAUCGCAGUGAGUUUCCGAGCCAAAAUACAAAAUAUUUCAGCGCUUGCAUCAUUCGCCAUCUAGGCCAUUGUGCUAAACAUUCAUGCCACGUAUAUACACGUACCGUGGUGACGUCAUUAUGACGCGCGUGUGACUUAAAGGAUUUUUCUGUUAGCAUCAGCGAUGCAUGAUUAUAAUCCCAGUGUCCACCUUGUGAUACAAACAAAAAAUAUGGCGCCUGCCGGCCAUAUUGCCAUGGAAACAAGCAUUUGAUCUUAUGUGUGAACCACGCCGUUAAUUUGAUAUUUUAUCUACAAAUUUAAAUGUUUGUUAUUUUUUCGUUUGAAGCGUGGUACAACAAUAUAGGUGUGCAUGAUACUAGAGAUAAAUGUUGUUAAUUUUAUUAGAAGCUAUGUCAGGUAUUUGCUAUAUGGGCAGUGCUGGUCAUGAAUGUGUUUGCUUGGUAUGAUUUAGACAUGCUUUAUAGUUUAUUCAUAAGAUAUUAGUAUUUGCUGUGUUAAGUAGCUGUAAAAUACAUACUAUGAAAUAUCGUCAUUAUCCUAUAAAUGUUUAAUUCAUGAAACUUUAUCUGGUCAAUGUAAUUUCACAUAAUGUCAGCCGGUUUUAUCUAAUUAAUGUUUAAUUUGUCAAACUUUAUCUGGUCAAUGUAAUUUCACAUAAUGUCAGCCGGUUUUAUCUAAUUAAUGUUUAAUUUGUCAAACUUUAUCUGGUCAAUGUAAUUUCACAUAAUGUCAGCCGGUUUUAUCUAAUUAAUGUUUAAUUUGUCAAACUUUAUCUGGUCAAUGUAAUUUCACAUAAUGUCAGCCGGUUUUAUCUAAUUAAUGUUUAAUUUGUCAAACUUUAUCUGGUCAAUGUAAUUUCACAUAAUGUCAGCCGGUUUUAUCUAAUUAAUGAUUAAUUUGUCAAACUUUAUCUGGUCAAUGUAAUUUCACAUAAUGUCAGCCGGUUUUAUCUAAUUAAUAUUUAAUUUGUCAAACUUUAUCUGGUCAGUGUAAUUUCACAUAAUGUCAGCCGGUUUUAUCUAAUUAAUGUUUAAUUUGUCAAACUUUAUCUGGUCAGUGUAAUUUCACACAAUGUCAGCUGGUUUUAUCUUAUUAAUGUUUAAUUUAUCAAACUUUACCUGGUCGUUGUGAUUUCACAAUGUUAACUGGUUUAAUCUUAUUAAUGUUUAAUUUAUCAAACUUUACCUAGUCGUUGUAAUUUCACAAUGUUAACGGGUUUAAUCUUAUUAUUGUUAAAUUUAUCGAAUUUGAUGUGGUUAAUGUAUAGCUAGCUUUAUCUUGUCAGUCAAAUGGAAGAUUUUAUAUGCAGGGAAACAUUAAAAAGAAAAUCUUGGCACUGCAAUAAAGUAAAAAACUUGUUACAUAUGUUCUAUGUCAGAUAAUCAAUUUAUUUUCUCAACGUUUUCGACACUCACAAGUGACAGAAAAAUAACUAAUGUCUUUUUCUUUAUAUUAUAAUAGCACAAAAUGUACGAUGAUACCAUAUAUUUUCUAUUAAAAAUUGUCUCAGAUUGGAGGCUCCACAGCAACUUCGAUAGAUAUAUCGAGAGCGAAAGUAUUUUGCAGAUGAUAUGUAGCAAUGAAUUUGAACUUAUUUGCGUUUGAAACCUCAUUAAAGUGAAAUUUUGAUAUUGUCAAAGAUUUAAUCAGAACGGAUCAAUUUUUUAAAGAUAAUCUCAAUCCUUAUCAAAUAUGAUAGAGAUCUGUUUUAAUCAACGACUGAGUUAUGUAAUUCCAUGAAUCCAGUCGUGGUCAUGUUCAAUUUGUGAUGACCUUUACUAGUAUCGAAGCAAAAACGUUCUGGCUUUUAAAUGCCAAAGGUCAUUCACCUUUAAAGCCAGUAUUGUCGGACCUUAUCGGGAUUUUGGUUUGAAGCAUGCUGUCAUGCAUUUUGCCAGUACGUUAAUGUAUAUAUCUAAUGUUUAUCGGGAGCCAUACAGGAUUUCGUGUAGAGAUUUUGUGCCAACAUGUAUACAAGUUGUUGCAUACUUCCACCGGCUACCCGCGAAGAAUGUUCAUAUCCACUUACAGGAAAUUAAGUUUAAAAUGACGCCAUGUAUAAUUUUCUAGUUUUGAAAAUUUAGAGUUAGAAUUAUAUUUGUGAAAUUGAAGAUAAAACAGAAGCAUACAGGGGCCUAUUUGAUAUUUAGGAUUUUCCAUAUACAAGACACGUACAGAAUAUAUCUAUACUGUUUAAAAUUGCAAAUCAAUAUUUGUUUAUUGUGAUAACUAACGUCCAUUAAUUAUAUACACAUUAUACAAAGCAGUCCCUUUUUUCGGUGAUCUGAUACCGGAAAUGCAGGUUGUAUAUCAUAUUUUUGACAAUAUUGAAUAAUAUUAAGGAAAAUCAGAAUGAUAUAUAAUUUGAAUUAAUAACCAGUUGUAAUGAAUUUGCCUUAACAUAAGGCUGAGUCAGUAUUUUUGUAUCUAUUGUCUCCUUACGUCUAGGCUAUGCAAAUAUCAGGUUGAGGGUUAUUUACGUAAACCCUGUACAUUUGCAUAUCAUGUUUUCUGUCAGUUUGCCAUUAGUGUAUUAAACUAUCUGAUAUAUCAUUGAGCUAUCAUUUUUUCUCCACUUUAACGCUGCUGGUACUGUACAUGUUAAUGUCUAUUAUAUGUGCAAGCAGAUGGCUUAUCUUAAUUUCGGCCGAUUAUCGGAUUUUUCUAAAUGUAUAUUGUCUUAUUCUCAUGUUAUGAAUGAAAUUGCUGAAUAAAACGAGAAACGUGA